UACCAUAUUUCUCCAUUUCCACAAGCUCAAAAUUUUGAAAAUCCAAUUUUUUCCUUUUUUUUCUUUUUUUCUUUUUUUUUUUUUUUUUUCCCCAAUCCCCAACAAACACACCAUGUCAAGUAGCACAGUUUGGAGCAAAGAAGAAGAAAAAGCCUUUGAAAACGCUAUAGCCAUGCAUUGGAUAGAAGAUGAGAAGGAGUCCAAAGAACAGUGGGAAAAGAUUGCUUCCAUGGUUCCAAACAAGAACUUGGAAGAACUUAAACAACACUAUCAAAUGCUUGUUGAUGAUGUAAAUGCAAUUGAAGCUGGACAUAUACCCGUUCCAAACUACGUUGGAGACGAAACCUUUUCUUUAAACAAGGAUUCUCAUGGCUCUUCUGGCUCCGCAGCUUCAGAAAAGAGGUUGAAUUGUGGCCAUGGAAGUGGGUUUUCUGGUUUGGGUCAAGACCCAUCUGGGCAUGGAGGUAAAGGAGGAUCAAGGUCAGACCAGGAGAGAAGGAAAGGUAUUCCAUGGACAGAAGAAGAGCACAGGUUGUUUCUACUUGGUCUUGAGAAGUUUGGCAAAGGGGAUUGGAGAAGUAUUUCAAGAAACUUUGUCAUUUCCAGGACUCCUACACAAGUUGCAAGCCACGCUCAGAAAUACUUCAUUCGUUUGAACUCAAUGAACAGAGAUAGGAGAAGAUCUAGUAUCCAUGACAUUACCAGUGUGAACAAUGCAGAUGUCACACCUCACCAAGCACCAAUCACCGGCCAACAGACGACCGCCAACCCAUCAAGUGCAGGCGCCGCCAUAGCACCUCCGGUGAAGCAUAGAGGUCAGCCACAUAUGCCGGGCAUAGGCAUGUAUGGAGCUCCACUAGGACAUCCGGUUGCAGCUCCUCCAGGGCAUAUGGGAUCCGCUUUAGGGACUCCGGUUAUGCUGCCGCCGGGACACCAUCCCCAUCCUCAUCCUCCCUAUGUCGUCCCAGUUGCUUAUCCAAUGGCACCGCCAACAAUGCAUCAAUAACAAUUCCUCUCUUUAGCUCUUAUCAAACUUGCAAAAAUCUUCAACGGAUGGUGAAAGGAGACAAUUAUUUUACAAGGAAGAUUCACUGGAAUGGAUUUAAGAAUUCUAUUAUGGUAAAGGUUAACCAUGUUUAUUAGUUUCUUCCAUAUUGUACAUACACCAGCAUAGAGAUUUUUCUUUACUUGUACCCUC
Ziziphus jujuba (common jujube) is the source of this 1198-nucleotide messenger RNA. RefSeq names its product transcription factor MYBS1. Gene Ontology annotation, molecular function: DNA binding. Lineage: Eukaryota; Viridiplantae; Streptophyta; Magnoliopsida; Rosales; Rhamnaceae. The transcript has 2 exons. The coding region runs from base 113 to 1006 and encodes 297 amino acids. The record is from RefSeq and is a predicted model, not a curated record.